This is a messenger RNA of Aspergillus nidulans FGSC A4, 1362 nucleotides long. Its product is annotated as putative oxidoreductase. The record is from RefSeq and is a predicted model, not a curated record. The transcript has 2 exons. Lineage: Eukaryota; Fungi; Ascomycota; Eurotiomycetes; Eurotiales; Aspergillaceae. Bases 1 to 1362 code for a protein of 453 amino acids.
AUGCCCAUCCCAAUUAUCACCACGGGCAUCGCGGAGGGCUUAUCUGCCAUUCCAUAUUCGUAUACGGUCCUCAAAGUCACGCCAUGGAUCCUCCUCAUUGCAGCCCUGAAGUAUUACUUCGGCGGUGCCCGCAAUGGCUCCGAGAGGCUGAUGCACUCUAAGGUCGUGAUGGUGACGGGAGGCACCUCGGGAAUUGGAGCCACUGUCGUCUACGAACUCGCAUCGCGCGGCGCCCAAGUUAUCCUUCUUACGCAACACGCUCAAUCGGAUAUAUUUCUCAUUGACUACAUUGAAGAUCUGAGAAAAGCCACAGGCAACCAGCUUAUUUAUGCAGAGCAGGUGGAUCUCUCUUCUCUCCAUUCUAUACGGACCUUUGCGACGAAGUGGAUUGACAAUGUUCCUCCCCGCCGACUGGACAUGCUAAUCCUUUGCGCGAACACGGCAAACCCCACGGAAAAGAUAACGGUGGAUGGAAUAGAUGAGGAAUGGCAGGUCAAUUACCUUGCAAACUUCCAUCUACUCAGCAUCCUCAGCCCAGCGCUCCGAGUCCAGCCACCCCACCGGGAUGUCCGCGUGAUCAUGACAACGUGUUCAAGUUACAUCGGUGCGCCGAAACUCGACUUUUCGCAGCUCGACGUGAAUACCAUCCCGAUCCACAAAAAAACGGCGGGUACAAAACCGCUACGCACUCAAGCAUCAAGGAAGGCAGAGCCCAAACAAAAGCGCCAAUCGCAAAUUCAGAGGAAACACAUCUAUGGCCUUAGCAAGCUAUCCCUCAUGAUUUUCGCGACGUCCUUCCAGAAACACCUGAACGCCUUUAAACGGCCUGAUGGCCAACCCCCUUCCACUCGUGUGAUCCUCGUCGACCCUGGUCUCACUCGGACCCCGGGCACCCGCCGCUGGCUCACUGGGGGCUCGCUUUGGGGUCUACUACUCUACCUUAUUACCUGGCCCAUCUGGUGGCUCGUCCUCAAGUCCCCGCAGCAGGGGGCGCAGAGUAUCCUGUACGCAGCGAUGGAGGCGAGGUUUGGUCGUGGGACCGGGGGGUGGAUGCUGAAGGAAUGCCGGGAAGUGGACUUCGCCAGGAAAGAGGUUACGGAUGAAGCUGUGGGGAAGCAGUUGUGGGAAGCUAGUGAGCGGCAGAUCGAAGAGAGAGAGAGAGAAGGGGCAGUGCUGCGAGCCUUGGAGAAGAAAGAAAACGAGCAAAAGGAGAACGUGAAGGUCCGUAGUCAGGGCUCAGUUCGGGUCAAGAAAUCUGCAUCGUCCGCAUCGUCCGCAUCGUCUGUAUCCGCAUCAAGCGGUGCUAAAGAGCAGAAGCCAGGGUCAAGAAGAAGUCGGAAGGGGAACGGCAACAGCAAGUAA